This is a messenger RNA of Gastrolobium bilobum, 4948 nucleotides long. RefSeq names its product ABC transporter G family member 36. Gene Ontology annotation, cellular component: membrane. The record is from RefSeq and is a predicted model, not a curated record. Gene Ontology annotation, molecular function: ATP binding; ATP hydrolysis activity; ABC-type transporter activity. Bases 254 to 4711 code for a protein of 1485 amino acids. Lineage: Eukaryota; Viridiplantae; Streptophyta; Magnoliopsida; Fabales; Fabaceae. The transcript has 23 exons.
GUGUAUCAUUUUCAAACCUCUCUCAUGAGUGGAAAACAGGAAAAAGAGAAGAAAGAAAAGAAGAGGGAAAGAUUUGCAGAGAAUAGCAAUACACAGACUAAAAAAGUGAAAAGGCCUUAGAUAACUUCCAAGUUUCCACAACCCAACAACCAACCUUCCAUAUAUUGAACAGAUAAUUUUUCUUUUGAGGUCCUUGUUCUGUUCUCUUAAUCCUAAAAAGUAACCCAGUACAUUCAAAAAAAGGAGAGAAAAAAUGGAUGGGAAUUUAACCAGAAGCAUAAGUAGGAGCUUAAGCAGGUCAAGUUGGAGAAUGGAGGGAGUGUUUGCAAGUGGCAGGUAUUCUCGAAGGACUUCAACUGUUGAUGAGGAUGAAGAGGCUCUCAAGUGGGCUGCCAUAGAGAAAUUGCCCACCUAUGACAGGCUUAGAACAAGUAUCCUCCAAACUUUUGCGGACGGUGAUGAUCAUGCUCAUCCAAACAGAUUGGAACACAGGGAAGUCGAUGUUCGAAGGUUAGAUGUCAAUGAAAGGCAACAGAUUAUUGACAAAAUCUUCAAGGUUGCUGAAGAAGAUAACGAAAAGUACUUGAGGAAAUUCAGAAACAGAAUUGAAAAGGUUGGUAUCCGACUCCCAACAGUAGAAGUGAGGUUUCAAAGUUUGACUGUUGAGGCUGAUUCCUACGUUGGAAGCAGAGCUCUCCCAACCCUACCAAACGUUGCAUUGAACAUGUUUGAAUCAGCCCUCGGCAUAUGUGGGAUUAGUACUACAAAGAGAACAAAGCUCACAAUUCUUAAAAAUGUCUCCGGCAUUAUUAAACCUUCAAGGAUGGCUCUUUUGCUAGGUCCCCCUUCUUCAGGGAAAACGACACUUUUGCUGGCAUUGGCUGGAAAAUUGGACAGCAGCUUGAGGGUAAACGGAGAGAUCUCUUACAAUGGAUACAAGCUUAAUGAGUUUGUCCCUAGAAAGACUUCAGCCUACAUUAGCCAAAAUGAUGUACAUAUUGGAGAAAUGACCGUAAAAGAGACCUUGGAUUUCUCAGCUAGAUGCCAAGGAGUUGGGACACGAUAUGACCUAUUAGCCGAGCUUGCUCGAAGGGAAAAGGAAGCUGGUAUAUUUCCAGAGGCAGAACUUGACCUUUUUAUGAAGGCUACCGCAAUGGAAGGAACAGAAAGUAGUCUCAUUUCUGACUAUACUCUCAAAAUAUUGGGUCUUGAUAUUUGCAAAGAUACCAUUGUGGGUGAUGAGAUGCACAGGGGUGUAUCUGGUGGCCAAAAGAAGCGUGUAACCACAGGGGAGAUGAUUGUUGGGCCCACAAAAACACUGUUCAUGGAUGAGAUAUCAACGGGUCUUGAUAGCUCAACAACAUAUCAGAUAGUGAAAUGCUUCCAGCAGAUUGUACAUCUCACAGAAGCAACAAUCUUCAUGUCCCUGCUUCAACCUGCUCCUGAGACGUUCGAUCUCUUUGAUGAUAUCAUCUUAAUAUCGGAGGGCCAGAUCGUUUAUCAGGGCCCACGUGAGCACGUCAUCGAAUUCUUUGAAUCAUGUGGGUUUAGAUGCCCUGAUAGAAAGGGUACCGCAGAUUUCUUGCAGGAGGUUACUUCAAGGAAAGACCAGGAGCAAUACUGGGCAAACAGAAGCCAAGGAUACCGUUAUGUUUCGGUGAACGAGUUUGCAAACAGGUUCAAGCAGUUCCAUGUUGGGAUGCAGCUUCAGAGUGAGCUCUCAGUGCCAUUUGACAAGUCAAGUGGACAUAGAGCAGCUCUUGUUUACAAGAAAUAUACAGUCUCCACAAUGGCACUUCUUAAAGCCUGUUGGGACAAGGAAUGGCUACUCAUCAAGAGGAACUCCUUUGUCUACAUAUUCAAGACAGUUCAGAUUAUCAUUAUUGCUCUCAUAUCCGCGACUGUGUUCUUUAGGACCAAAAUGCAUAGAAGAAAUGAGGAUGACUCAGGUGUUUACAUUGGUGCAAUUUUGUUUGCCAUGAUCAUGAACAUGUUCAAUGGCUUUUCUGAGCUGCCACUCACAAUUGCAAGACUUCCCGUGUUCUACAAGCACAGAGACCAUCUUUUCCAUCCUCCUUGGACUUACACACUCCCCAAUUUCCUCCUAAGGCUCCCCAUUUCAGUGUUUGAGUCUAUUGUUUGGGUUGGUAUUACAUACUACACCAUAGGUUUUGCACCUGAAGCCAGCAGGUUAUUCAAGCACUUGUUGCUGGUGUUUCUUGUCCAACAAAUGGCAGCUGGUAUGUUUAGGGUCAUAUCAGGAGUUUGUAGGACAAUGAUUAUUGCUAACACUGGUGGAGCCCUCAUGCUCCUUCUUGUUUUCUUACUUGGAGGUUUCAUCCUUCCUAAACGUAACAUUCCAAAUUGGUGGGAGUGGGCCUACUGGGUUUCGCCACUUUCAUAUGCUUUCAAUGCCUUUUCUGUGAAUGAAAUGUUUGCUCCGAGGUGGAGCAAACCGGCGUCUUCAGAUAAUUCAACCACAUUGGGUUUAGCUACAUUGCAUAACUUUGAUGUUUUUGCUGAAAAACGAUGGUACUGGAUUGGUGCAGCAGCUCUUCUGGGUUUCGUUAUUCUUUACAAUGUUCUCUUCACCCUUGCACUUAUGUACCUUAAUCCUAUUGGAAAGAAACAAGCAAUUAUAUCUGAAGAAGAAGCAAGCGAAAUGGAGGGUGGUGGAGACUCCAGGGAAGAACCCAGACUUGUAAGGCCAGAGCCCAACAGAGAGUUACCCCUUCGAUCAUUAUCUUCUGCUGAUGGAAACAACACAAGAGAAGUAGCAAUGCAGCGAAUGAGCAGCAGAGGUAUUCCAAGUGGAUUAAGAAAUGCUGAUCCAACGCUUGAGUCAGCCACUGGAGUUGCCCCCAAGAGAGGAAUGGUUCUACCUUUUCAACCACUUGCAAUGUCUUUUGAUAGUGUUAAUUACUAUGUGGACAUGCCCGCUGAAAUGAGAGAACAAGGAGUGACAGAUGAUAGGCUACAAUUGCUUAGGGAAGUAACUGGUGCCUUUAGGCCUGGAGUUCUAACUGCUCUAAUGGGAGUUAGUGGAGCUGGAAAGACAACUUUGAUGGAUGUUUUAGCAGGAAGAAAGACAGGUGGCUACAUUGAAGGAGAAGUUAGAAUCUCUGGGUUCCCCAAGAAUCAAGAAACCUUUGCAAGAAUUUCUGGAUACUGUGAACAAACUGAUAUCCAUUCACCCCAAGUUACUGUCCGAGAAUCUUUGAUUUAUUCUGCUUUCCUUCGGUUACCUAGAGAAGUCAGCAAUGAGGAAAAGAUGAAAUUUGUGGACGAAGUGAUGGAUUUGGUUGAGCUGAAUAAUCUCAAGGAUGCUAUAGUUGGGCUUCCAGGUGUUACAGGAUUGUCAACCGAACAGAGAAAGAGGCUAACAAUAGCUGUUGAGCUCGUUGCUAAUCCUUCAAUCAUUUUCAUGGAUGAACCCACUUCAGGUCUCGAUGCAAGAGCAGCAGCCAUUGUUAUGAGGACAGUUAGAAACACUGUCGACACUGGAAGAACAGUUGUCUGCACAAUUCACCAGCCUAGUAUUGAUAUCUUUGAAGCCUUCGAUGAGCUGCUGUUGAUGAAGAGAGGAGGGCAAGUGAUAUACUUAGGACCAUUAGGAAGGAAUUCACACAAGAUUAUAGAAUAUUUUGAGGCAAUAGCAGGUGUCCCAAAAAUCAAGGAUAAGUACAACCCUGCUACAUGGAUGUUAGAGGUAAGCUCUAUGGCAGCUGAAGUUCGGCUUGGAAUGGACUUUGCUGAAUACCACAAAUCAUCAUCUUUGCAUCAGCGAAACAAAGCUCUUGUAAGAGAGUUAAGUGUACCUCCUCCUGGAGCAACAGAUCUGUAUUUCACCUCUCAGUUUUCUCAAAACACUUGGGGACAAUUCACAUCAUGUAUAUGGAAGCAGUGGCUGACAUAUUGGAGAAGUCCAGAUUAUAACCUUGUCAGAUAUUUCUUCACCUUAGCUGCAGCUCUCAUGGUGGGGACAGUAUUUUGGAAAGUUGGCAAAAAAAGGGAUAGUUCAAGCGAGCUGAACAUGAUUAUAGGAGCACUUUAUGGUUCUGUCUUUUUUGUUGGUGUUAACAACUGCCAAACUGUUCAGCCAGUGGUUGCCAUUGAAAGAACAGUAUUCUAUCGAGAAAGGGCUGCUGGAAUGUAUUCAGCUUUGCCUUAUGCCAUUGCACAGGUUAUUGUUGAAAUACCAUACGUGUUUUUUCAAACUAUAUAUUUCGCGUUCAUAGUGUAUGCUAUGGUGAGCUUUGAAUGGAAAGUCGAGAAGGUCUUCUGGUUCUUCUUUAUCAGCUUUUUCUCCUUCUUGUACUUCACAUAUUAUGGGAUGAUGACUGUUUCCAUUACACCAAACCAUCAAGUGGCAUCAAUCUUUGGAGCAGCAUUCUAUGGACUCUUCAAUCUCUUCUCUGGUUUCUUUAUCCCAAGACCGAAAAUUCCUAAAUGGUGGGUUUGGUAUUAUUGGAUAUGCCCAGUAGCAUGGACAGUGUAUGGAUUAAUCGUCUCACAGUAUAGAGAUGUAACGACAGGCAUUAGUGUGCCUGGGAAUGAUCAACGUGUUCCUAUCAAAGAGUUUAUUGAAAAACAUUAUGGGUACAAACCAGACUUCAUGGGGCCAGUUGCUGCUGUUUUGGUCGGUUUCACUGCCUUCUUUGCCUUUAUAUUUGCCUACUGCAUCAAAGCACUGAACUUCCAAACAAGAUAAAAAGAAAACAAGAGAGGCUAAAUUAGUGGAAAAUGAAGUUCUGCAUGUUCUACUAGUGAAAGUGCCUUCUGUGUAUAUAGCCAAGGGCAACAAAUUUUAUACUUGAUGAUAGACAACUACGAUAAUUUUUCUGGCAAGUUUUGAGGAUCAUUUAUUAAAUUUAAAUCAUGUUGGUCAUGUAAUUUUUAUAUUGGUUUGCUCUCUAAGAUAAUUCAUAUUGGAUUUUUCCAGUUUAUG